CAGCUAAGAGUCAACGUCAUUCAAUUAAGAAGGGAAGGAACUAUCUUGAGCCUUUAGCAAUCUUUGCUGUCGUCACGGUUUCCGCCGACUGAAAAGCCAACGGGAAACUUGUAACAGGCUGAGCAAGAAAAGUGUUAGCUUCUGUAAUUUUUGAUCCUUGUUCUCUCAGUGUUGUAUGUUUUAGACCUCCUGACUGUCGGUAGAUUUGGAUCCUCGCUGCCAGCCGUUGCCACAGCGCCGUCACGUUGUUUGGGUGGCUGAUCGUGGGAGGGACUGAGGCGUGACCGCGGCGAUAAGGCUGCCCUGCCCUUUAAAAGCAGCUAUAUCACAGGACGAUCAGCGUGCUAGAAACUGCAUGUGUGUAGUCUGUUGUUUUUACCUUUUAUAUACGGUGUGUCAACUAUCCGGACUGAGAGAUGACCACGUGGCUGCCUAUGAUUGGGAUGACGGCGUUGCCGCACGUCGGUGGUAUCUAUGGUGGCUUCAUUACCCGCAAGGAGGUAAAAAACUGGUACACAACCCUGAACAAACCCUCAUGGCGCCCACCAAACGCAGCAUUCCCUGUGGUGUGGACCUGCCUGUACACCGGAAUGGGGUAUGGCUCCUACCUGAUCUGGAAAGAGCUUGGAGGUUUCACUGAAGAUGCUGUGGUUCCACUGGGGCUUUAUGGGCUGCAACUCGCUCUGAACUGGGCCUGGACUCCCAUUUUCUUUGGUGCACACAAACUGAAAUGGGCCCUGGUGGAGAUCGUGUUUCUCACGGGGACGGUUGGAGCCACCAUGGCGUCUUGGUAUUCCAUCAGCCGCACCGCCUCCCUGCUCCUCGCUCCCUAUCUGUCCUGGCUGUGCCUCGCCACAGCCCUCAACUACUGCAUAUGGAGAGAUAACCCAGAGAAAAAGGACGAGUAGAGCACAUUGCAGGGUGUUGAUUUCCAUUGCUAGAUCUUAAUUCACCACGAUAAAAUUCCUUUGCAGAAAUGACAGAUCAGUUUCACAGCUAAGCUUUUGUUUUGAGUUUACGAUUCAGCUUUUGUCUAUCAGUUUGACAAGGACCUGUCUACAUGUUAUUAAUAAAUCAUGCCCAUUUGUUCUUCAAACUAAAACUUAAAAAUGGGCACUAUUCCUGUCACACUAAUGAACAAAUGAAGGUAAAUGAAGGUAUACUACAUUCUGAUCAAAGCUUUUCAGACUUUGAGUAUCCAGCUUAACUCAGGAUCCACAUAGGAACUGGGUUGUGUUAUAUUUCUGUGCUUCCUUUGCUAGACAUUUUGACGAGUCAUGCUUUACUGAUUAACAUUUAUGCGUGUGAAAGUUUGGUGUUCUAAUUUGCGUUCUUUUCAUUUGGAAAUAAAAUUAGUUUUUCAAGUAAACCAGAGCCACGUUUUUAAAGACGGGAGUAAGAAGACUUUGUAUUCCAAAGUGUUCAUAAAAUCUGUUUUUGUUUAAAAUGAGCUGCUAUAGAUCCUGUUUCUAACGUGGCGUCAGCCUGGUGUCAACUGCUGUGAGAAUAAGAGGAGUUGCAGCUUCUGGUACUUGAGUUCUAAUUCAUGACUUUAUUUCCCUGUGCAGAAACUCCUGCUCAGUUUUGCAGUAAAUGUGUUUGACUUGUUUGAAGUUUGUUUCCAAUUUGUCACAGACAUGACUGCUCGUACUGGAGUAAAAUACAUAUAGCUGAUUAGGCUUCAUGUAAUUCACAAAUGCAUAUUUCAACUCAUUUGAAUGAGUUAAAUGUAAUUCUUUUAAACAUGUUGACAUCUAUUUUAAUUUUACUUUAUAAAAUGUACUUACUGUCAUAAAAUAACAUUUUCUCAUUUGUAAAUAAGGUUUUGUAAGCAAACUUAUGAAGUUAGAAUCCUUUCUUGAAAACAAGAAGAUUGUCCCAGAUCUCACCGCAAACAUAAAUAAUCACAAUCACUAUUUCUGCAAAAGGAGUUGAACUUUUUAUGGUUGUAAAUGUAAACAUUAACAGACCUAUAAAGCAAAGAGUGAAAAUACCUUUGACAUAUUGUAAACACAUUUCAGUCCGUCACAUAACGCUAAAUCUGGACAUGGAUUGUGAGAUUCUCGCAGCAUGAUAACCUUGAGUAAAAAAAAAAUGUCACGGUUUUAAAACAUGUUAACGAAAAAUUAUGACAUGAUGGGACUGCUUUUCUCCAACAACUCCCAACUGCUGCUUUAAGGCGAUCACUCAGUCAGUCUAAUCUAUCAUAGUCUUUCAAGAUUCAACAGGAUUCAUCGUUAGCCUGUGUGAACAGAACAAUUUCAUCUCAUCAAGUCCCCAUUUCUUCCUUCCUUUUUGGUGUUAUUCCUUUUUUGCCACAUAUGCUUUCUUAAAUGCAUUUCUUCUCUCUCCUCCAUUAUUCAUGUUUCAUUUCCUCCACGUCCUUCCAGUUUCUGAUUUUUCCAUGUGACAUAUUAACAGCCUGACUAUUGCCUAUCAAGUGAUAGUGUAUUGCAACUGCUGUUAAAAACAUUUUUUGGUUUUU
Molecule: messenger RNA, 2485 nt
Organism: Gambusia affinis (western mosquitofish)
Lineage: Eukaryota; Metazoa; Chordata; Actinopteri; Cyprinodontiformes; Poeciliidae
Gene: tspo
Product: translocator protein
Exons: 4
Coding region: 417-908 (163 amino acids)
Cellular component (GO): mitochondrial outer membrane
Source: RefSeq, a predicted model, not a curated record